Molecule: messenger RNA, 1637 nt
Organism: Cynara cardunculus var. scolymus (artichoke)
Lineage: Eukaryota; Viridiplantae; Streptophyta; Magnoliopsida; Asterales; Asteraceae
Product: proline transporter 1-like
Exons: 8
Coding region: 190-1527 (445 amino acids)
Cellular component (GO): plasma membrane
Source: RefSeq, a predicted model, not a curated record
UUCUUGAAUUCUACAAAUACCUCACCAGUUGCUGCAUGACUCAUUUCUGUAAAUGUAUGUAGAGCCAAAAAUGGAACCAAAUGUGGUAAACAUCACUACUAUCACCACCAUGCAAUGAUAAUAUUUCUACCAACAGAAAUGCUGCAACUAUACCCAACCAUUUGAACCCAACAAACCCUAGCAGCAGCCAUGGAUCCUUUGAAAAUGGAACCAGAACCCAAUGGAAACAUAGAAGCUUUAAGUAUCACAGCUGGUGCACCAAAAGCUGGUCUAGUUUCUGCUCACACCAUUGACCAUGAUUCUUGGAGGCAAGUUGGGUUGCUGCUUGUAACAGGUUACAGUUGUGGGUAUAUCUUGAGCUUUUCAAAUCUAAUGCUGGUGCCUCUUGGUUGGAUUUGGGGGAUCAUCAGCUUGAUCAUGGUGGCAGGUUUUAGUGCAUAUUCUAGCUGGCUUUUGGCAGGGUUUCACUUUGUAAAUGGCCAAAGGUUCCUUAGAUACAGAGAUCUUAUGGGCUCUCUUUUUGGAAAAGAAAUGUUCUAUUUCACUUGGGUUUCUCAAAUCUUGAUCCUCCUUCUUACGAAUAUGGGGUUCAUACUUCUUGGAGGGAAGGCGUUAAAGGAAAUCAGUUCAGAACUUGGUGGAUCUCCUAUAAGACUCCAAUAUUAUAUAAUCAUCACGGGUGUCGCCUACUUUGUGUUUUCGAUAUUAGUCCCGACGAUAUCUUCGAUGGGGAAGUGGUUGAUCGUGUCAUCGGUUCUCACGUUUUCUUAUAUCGCGAUUCUUCUGGUAGUUGUAAUCAAGGAUGGAUCGAAAUCUAACAGAGUUAUCGACUAUGAAACUAGAGGAACCAGUGCUUCCAAGAUCUUUAACGGCUUAUGUGCGAUAUCAGCCAUCGUCACUUGCAACUCGGCUGGCAUUAUACCCGAGAUACAGUCGACUUUGCGCAUGCCGGCUGUUGAAAACAUGAGGAAAGCUUUGCAUCUACAAUUUAGUGUCGGUUUAGCAUUCUAUUACGGUGUGAGCGUAGCCGGAUACUGGGCGUACGGUUCAUCGGUCUCUGCAUAUCUUCCUGAGGACUUAAGUGGACCGAGAUGGGCUAAGAUCCUCAUAAACUCGAUCGUUUUCACACAAUCCAUAAUUUCUCAACAUGCGUUUAUCGCACCAGUUCAUGAGGCGCUCGAUACCAAGUUCCUGAAACUCGACAAAGGCAUACAUUCUAGAGAAAACAUCAAAUGUCUGCUGUUCCUGAGGGCGGCCCUCUUUACCGUCAGCACGCUCGUGGCAGCAGCGCUGCCGUUCAUGGGAGAUUUCGUGAACUUGCUAGGAUCGUUUUUACUCACCCCUCUGACCUUCGUGUUCCCCAGCAUGAUCUUUAUCAAGGUGAAGGGAGAAAAGGCGAAGAUGGAGAAGAUCUGGCAUUGGGCAAUUAUCGUUGUAUUCGUUCUUCUGACCGUGGCAACUACGAUCGCUGCGGUUCGAUUGAUUGUAAACAAUGUUGCAAAGUACUAUUUGUUUGCAGACACAUGAUCAUAUGAUCAGUUGCACACAAGAAUUAAGCUUCAGAUUUAUAAUUAGAAGAUUAAUCAACACUUUGCAGACACAUGUCUAUGAAGAUAUAUGGAUUCUAGUGUUCUUAU